GACCUGGGCAUGUUGCUUACGUACCCCUUAUUUCUCAACCCUUUAGAGUUUGGAGACAUUCUCAUUAUAAUACACGCCACUAAACGCUCCUUCACCUAAUGCUAAAUUUCGUAUUGAUAUCGAUUAAAUGUGGGUUGAAAGGAAGUAAAGAAUGUACGAUGAUGGCCUGUACUCGGACACCACAUCGGAGUCUUCUCCAGCAACCAUACGUCGUCAGCCUGUAAAAUCGUCCCCCAAAAAUACUACUGGCAGUGACAUGAGUCAACUUUCAUCCAAGGACUUUCUCCCAGAAGACGGUUCUGAAGUCAAAAUGGAGAAAGCAAAUAAAGAGGGUGAAAGUGAACAGCCAAAAUCCAGCACAAAAGCUCGACCUCCUUCAGCCCCAAAGAAACAGACGUCCAAAGACACAAAACCUUCACAGGAAGAAGUUGAAGAUGACGAUGAUGAUGAAUAUGACGAAUUGAAUGUGGGAAAGAUUGAGGGGAUUUAUAAUCCAGAAGAUUAUAAAAAUCUGAACGUAACUGCAGAAAUCAAGGAACUGUUUGGAUAUAUUUCACAAUUUCAAUUGCCCCCUCUAAAUUCUGUCAAUGAUGUGAAACUCCACCCUUUCAUACCCGACUAUUACCCCAGCGUUGGAGACAUUGACGCGUUCAUCAAGGUUGUGGAGCCCGGAAUAAAAGAGGACGGUCUCGGGGUGAAAGUUCUCGAUGAACCAGCUCCCUUUCAAAGCGACCCUUCCGUCCUUGACCUACGACUUCGGGCCCUAGCGAAGCAAAACUCGGCUAAAACUGUAACGGUGAAAAAGGUAGAAAACUUGGGGAAAAAUACCAAAGUUAUUGAAAACUGGAUUAAAGACAUCAGUGACCUUCACCGAUCGAAACCAAGUCCUUCUGUCCACUACUCGAAACCCAUGCCAGACAUCGACAUUCUCCUUCAAGAAUGGAGUCCAGAAGUGGAAUCCCUGCUCAAAGACAUCCAACUCCCAAGUCCCGACCUCAACUGCGACUUGGCCGUGUACAUAGACAUCGUUUGUGGUCUGUUGGAUGUGCCCGUGUACAAGUCAAAAAUUCAGAGUUUGCACGUCCUCUUCACGUUGUACGCAACAAUGAAGCAGUUCAGUAGCCAGUUUAACAAUAGCACGAUGAAGCAAGAAGAUUACAUGCAAGUGUCGAAUUCACUACGAAUUUUGGAGGAAGAAGAUGGAGAUUCUGGAGUUGAUCGGCUUCACGUCUCAUGAAUAAAUUCUUGAACCGUCCAUAAUUAUCAUGUAAAGUGGUACCAGUAUAAUCUCGAGUCUCAUUAAACAGUUGUUUUAUCUAUUUAA
Molecule: messenger RNA, 1324 nt
Organism: Folsomia candida
Lineage: Eukaryota; Metazoa; Arthropoda; Collembola; Entomobryomorpha; Isotomidae
Product: intraflagellar transport protein 46 homolog
Exons: 5
Coding region: 152-1237 (361 amino acids)
Biological process (GO): intraciliary transport; cilium assembly
Cellular component (GO): motile cilium; centrosome; intraciliary transport particle B
Source: RefSeq, a predicted model, not a curated record